CGGUCGCAGCUCGCAGUAGAGCGAACGCUUUCCGUCGGGGCGGACUUUGAGCGUUUGCCGUCGCGUCGCGGAAAAGAGCGCAUGCGCGAGUGUCUUCGGCUCGGCGCGAAGAAAGCCGGAAUUGAAAGCGGGCAAGAGGAACGAAAAACGCGCGACAACGGAAGAAAAAAAAAAGAGCGAAAAGAGAUCGUCUCUUCGUUCCGGUUGAUGGAAUAUUCGUCGGCAUGGCGAACGCGCAUGCGCGCAUCUCCGACGCGUAAACAGGUGUUUUAUUCGCGCCAGGCGCUGUCGUUGACAGGGUACGCGUGCCACCGACGAAGGGGCAUCGCGAUCGCCGCCGAUCGGCGGUCAAUCAAUAGCAGGAUUCUCUAAACAUCUUAGCGACGGUUAUCGUUGUCGUUAGCGAGCGAUAGCCUAUGAGAAUUGCGCUUUUCAUCAGAAUUGUCCUUGCCAUUGGCUGUCGCCAUUUAACGAUACCGAAAACUAUCGGUAACAAGUUACUGAAUCCCGCUACAGGUUAGGCUUGUCUCGCGCCCGUUCGUUUUCACCGACGACAACGUGGAGACGUCGGGAGCGACGGACCGGCCGCGCCGUCGACGACGUCGCGUUCGUGCGAUAGCGAAGGCGCGUAUACAGGGUGUUCUUUGAUGGUGCAGCGAGGCGAGCGGCGGGGGCGGUCCCGACAUGGAGGGCCACGACAUUCAAGAAUUAGCGGUGACCGCUAAGGACAGUGUAAUCGUCAGAGGUGGAUAUCCGGCGCCCUAUUCCUCACCGAAUGGCGAUGCGGAGAUGGGCAUGGCCGCGGGGGCAGUCGGCGGUCCCGUCCUGACUCUACCUCCGGUUCCGGUCAGCAAUGCUGCGUGUGCUAUAUGCGGCGAUCGCGCCACCGGGAAGCACUACGGUGCCGCGUCUUGCGAUGGUUGCAAAGGCUUUUUCCGGCGAUCCGUCAGAAAGAAUCAUCAGUACACGUGCAGGCUUAUGAGAAAGUGUCAGAUCGACAAGGACAAACGGAACCAGUGUAGAUACUGUCGAUUGCGCAAAUGCUUCAGAGCCGGUAUGAAGAAAGAGGCUGUACAAAACGAGAGAGACCGUAUAAACAAUCGACCACCGAGUAAUGAGAACCAGACGGAAAAUAGCGGCCCGUCGAUGGAGGACUUAUUGAUGGCUGCGAGGCAUAUCGGAAUGCUUGAGCUAGGCAAUCCGAAAGAAGACGUCGAUCCUAGCACGAAGCGGAUAGCUGGUUUAAACGACGUGUGUGACAGUAUGAAGGAGCAAUUGCUGAUCCUGAUCGAGUGGGCCAAAUGUAUCAAGGAAUUCGAGACGCUACCGCUGGACGACAAAGUGGCAUUGUUGAGAGCCCAUGCAGGUGAACACUUGCUGCUGGGGGUGGCAAGACGCAGCCAGAUACAUAAAUUGACGGACGUGCUAUUGCUCGGCAACGAUUGCAUCAUCAUGAGAAACUAUCCCGUAAUAUCGUUGCAAUUCACAGAAGGAAACAAUCAGCAGGACUUAGAUAUCAGCAAGGUUGGCGUUAGAGUGAUGGACGAACUGGUAGAACCGUUAAAGAAGAUCAAGAUCGACGACACGGAAUUCGCUUGUCUCAAAGCACUCGUGUUCUUUGAUCCGAACGCGAAAGGUUUAAGUAAUUCGGAGACGAUCAGGACCUUACGUAAAAACAUCCAGAUAAAACUUGAGAAUUAUAUCAGCGAUUAUCGCUGUCACCUCACAGGACACUUUGGCGAUAUCCUCCUAUUGUUACCAGCCCUGCAGUCGAUCUCGUGGCAAAUGAUUGAGCAGAUACAAUUCGUCAAGCUAUUCGGAAUGGCGCAUAUCGACAAUCUGCUUCAAGAAAUAUUCUUCGGCACUACAUCGGAGGUAAAUGACAACAUCACGUCCAUACCGAUCUCAAAUACCGCGCCGGGCAGUUAUAUGAGCAGCAACGAGAGUCCUACCAGUCCUUUGACGCCGGCCAAUACCGGUAAUCUCAGUCCGCAGACCGAUCAAAUGCCCGUCAUGAUCCUGAGGGAUUUGGCGCCGAAUCAGGACUUCAGGUUCUUCAAACAGGAACCAAGUCUCGAGCCCGAGACUAGUUUCUGACUAGAUUGGGAGCUGACUAGCCAAUGAUGUUCUGCUCAAACAGUUGCUCAAGUAAUAAAGUUCUAAAUAACAUAUAUUAUGUUACUAUAGCAUCGAAUUAAAUGUGAUUGCGAUGACAUUAAUAAAAAAUAUAUAUCGGUAUAUGCGUGAGAAAAAUAACGCCGAAUCCGGCACAUUGCCGUACACGAAGUGAACGAAUACAGGAUUUCCCAUCGAAUAUAAUAUAUCAAAGUGUCGUACGGCAACGUACGUCGUUUUGCCAAACGAGAAUUAUUUGAUUUUGCGUUGACGCAAAAAAAAAAAGAAUUAAUGCAUUACGGGAUAUCUUUGUUGCAACCAUGUGGAAUUGCCGUAUUCGGAGAAAGGAUCCGUCCGAUCACUUGACGUGUACACAAACAUUAAUUUUGCCAUAUCGUGUCGAUUUCGGAGGAAUGUCCGCUUAAAUGUCCAAUUCACGGGCAUUUGAUCAGUUUAUGGACAAUCGCGAUACACAAUAAAUCCCGCACCUGUAGAAAAAAUGAUUGAUCGCCAACCAAGAGAUCGUCUAUAUAAAUGUAAUAAACGAUAAGAUCGUAUCUUGCCACUAUUAGUACAUGCUACUGUUGCAACAGUGUUCGCGCUAUCUUUGAAAUACGGAUCAGGACCAAAAGUCGAGGAGAACGAAAUGUGUGUAAUAUCAUGCAAAAAAUUGUGACAAUAACAAUUAGCAGCUGAAUUAAAGCAAGACUUGAGAUAAAUAUAAUAAUUAUAUAAUUUUCAAUUUUCCCUGCUACAAUGUAUACAAAAAA
Molecule: messenger RNA, 2885 nt
Organism: Formica exsecta
Lineage: Eukaryota; Metazoa; Arthropoda; Insecta; Hymenoptera; Formicidae
Gene: Hnf4
Product: hepatocyte nuclear factor 4-gamma
Exons: 8
Coding region: 685-2097 (470 amino acids)
Biological process (GO): regulation of transcription by RNA polymerase II; anatomical structure development; cell differentiation
Cellular component (GO): nucleus
Molecular function (GO): nuclear receptor activity; zinc ion binding; nuclear steroid receptor activity
Source: RefSeq, a predicted model, not a curated record